Tribolium castaneum (red flour beetle) is the source of this 768-nucleotide messenger RNA. RefSeq names its product cytochrome c1. NCBI's taxonomy places the organism in Eukaryota, Metazoa, Arthropoda, Insecta, Coleoptera, Tenebrionidae. Bases 86 to 694 code for a protein of 202 amino acids. The transcript is spliced from 2 exons. The record is from RefSeq and is a predicted model, not a curated record.
UGAGUCAAUUUAGCAAUAAUAAUUAAGUAGACUAAAUAUAAAUUGCAGUUGCAAGCAAAGGCAUUAACAAUUCACAAAUAACAAAAUGAAGACCACAGUUAUUGUUCUUUUUGUUGUCUUUGGUGCUAUUUCAGCUUUGCCAAUAAUAAAGUAUGAUGAUGCUUUAGAAGAAAACUCUGUAAGCCAAGUUUUGUUUGGGAAUCUAAAGCCACAAAUUGAUGGACCUCUAAAUAUCUUUUUUGUAUACUCGGAAGAUUUGGUGAAUAAUUUAAUAAAUGAUAAACCUGACUUUCAAAUGUCGGAAGAACCGGUAGCAGAAGACGAAGUAGUAACAGAAGGAAUAGAAGAACAACAAACAACUGAAGUGCUAGAGACAGAACCGGCAGCAGAAGAAACAACCGAAGAACCGGCAGCAGAAGAAACAUCCGAAGAACCGGCAGCAGAAGAACCAGUCGAAGAACCGGCAGCAGAAGAACCAGUCGAAGAACCGGCAGCAGAAGAACCAUCCGAAGAACCGGCAGCAGAUGAACCAGCAGCAGAAGAAGAAAACGUAGAAGUUAAUGAUGAAGAAACAUCUCUGAGUCCAGAACCAGAACAAGAACCAGAACCAGAACCGGAACCGGAACAAGAAGAAAAUUUAGAAGCAAAUGAUGAAGAAAGGUCUCUGAGCCCAGAACCAGAACCAGAGGAUUAAAAUGCAAUAACUUUGUGAAUAUGUUCAAAAAAUUAAAUAAAAAAUACGUACAUUUAAAUAAUUUUGAAACUAAA